Pieris macdunnoughi is the source of this 411-nucleotide messenger RNA. Lineage: Eukaryota; Metazoa; Arthropoda; Insecta; Lepidoptera; Pieridae. The record is from the annotation of a GenBank genome assembly.
AUGGGUCGAAGAAAAUGGAAACUGUAUCAAGACGCAUUGAUUCCAAAGCAGCUAGAGGGCGAGCAGUCAAGCGGAGACGAAUCCAUGCCUGCCACAGACCACCCGCCCGCUCUCAAGAUAAAGACCAUAGAGCAGAUCAACGAGUCAGAGGAGGCCGACGAACCAGUCAGAAAGGACUCAAUCCUCGAAAGUCUUAUCAAACGUCCGGCGACGGCACCCAAGGUAGAACCUCAGGAGCCAGCAGACUGGAAACCAGCAGACAAGUGCUACUUCUGCGUCGACGAGCGUGGAGAACGGACGGACAGGGCGGAAGGGGCGGACGCCAGGGCGGACGCUAGGGCGGACGUGAGGGCGGGCGGCGCAAACGUAAGUAACGCCUCGGAAAUUCGGUUCGCAUUUUCGGUGACCUAA